GCGACUCUCUCGUCUCGUUUGCUCUGGGAGGGUGACAUUGGGAGCUUCCUGUCUUGUUCCUGCGCUCUGCCGGGAGGUCACUCUUCGUUCGUGGGAAGUCAGGCCUCACUUUCUCUCCAGCAUGGCUCAGGCGGCUCAGAAACUCGUCCAGGCAGUGACUACUAAAGGCCCCAAGCUUGUGAGCGCUGCAGUCAGCUACUCACGGCCACGUCUUGCGACUUUCUGGUACUAUGCUCGUGUGGAACUGACUCCUCCCGGUCCAGCAGAGAUUCCAAAAGCCAUCGACAGCAUAAAAGGAUUGGUACAGUCAUUCCAGAGGGGCCGCCUGUCUGAGCUUACUGUCAGGGAUGCUGUCAGAAAUGGCCUGGUUGCAACUGAGGUUCUAUUUUGGUUCUAUAUCGGAGAAUGCAUUGGAAAAGGUGGCCUGAUUGGAUACAAUGUCUGAAGCCUUCUGUUUUGUACAGUUUUAAAUCCUUUCAUUCUUUUUGUGAAAUAAUAGACUCGGUAAAUUAAAAUUCACUAUACCUAC
Molecule: messenger RNA, 529 nt
Organism: Rana temporaria (common frog)
Lineage: Eukaryota; Metazoa; Chordata; Amphibia; Anura; Ranidae
Gene: ATP5MG
Product: ATP synthase membrane subunit g
Exons: 3
Coding region: 122-445 (107 amino acids)
Biological process (GO): proton motive force-driven ATP synthesis
Molecular function (GO): proton transmembrane transporter activity
Source: RefSeq, a predicted model, not a curated record